Messenger RNA from Suillus discolor, 681 nucleotides. RefSeq lists its product as uncharacterized. The transcript has 3 exons. Gene Ontology annotation, molecular function: ATPase activator activity. The record is from RefSeq and is a predicted model, not a curated record. Gene Ontology annotation, cellular component: PAM complex, Tim23 associated import motor. Gene Ontology annotation, biological process: protein import into mitochondrial matrix. NCBI's taxonomy places the organism in Eukaryota, Fungi, Basidiomycota, Agaricomycetes, Boletales, Suillaceae. Bases 42 to 359 code for a protein of 105 amino acids.
AAAUUUAGCACAGCCACGCCUUGCUCUCUUCUUUUCAUCUCAUGGCAACUCCUGUAAUUGUCGGUGUUGGAGCUAUCACAGCUGCUCUCGUUGGUCGACAUCUUGUACGCAAUGGCAUUAUUGGAAAGCGGGCAGCAGACCAGUGGGUUAAGGGUGGUUUUAAAGCGAAAAUGGACCGCAAGGAGGCUAUUGCGAUUCUUGGGCUAAAGGACGGCGUAACACUACGAAACAAGUUGAAAGAUGCCCACCGUCACAUUAUGCUCGCAAACCACCCUGACCGUGGGGGCUCUCCAUACUUGGCGAGUAAAAUCAACGAAGCCAAAGACCUGUUAGACAAGACAGAUGGAAAGUCGAGAUAACUUUUAAAUUCUCUUACGUUGGUUACUCACUAUACCGUCUACUCUGUAUUUCUAUCUCUAUAUAUCCAUCAUAAUGAAUAUCAUCACUCACUCCUUUAAAUGGUCCUGGCUCGCUAUACUACCUGCCGUCUGAUUCUGCUUCUUAGAAUUCCUUCACAUAUUUAUCAAGUAUCGAGACAACCACCUUGUCCUGUUGACCGGCUUACUAAGCAGCUUCAUUCUGUGACGAUUGGUUAACAACUUACUUCAAUUCCAAGAUCAGUCCUAAAAACGUUAUGGAUACAUCAGAGCUCGAGCCUUCAAAGCUCGGUACGAAAGAACA